Molecule: messenger RNA, 2246 nt
Organism: Mercenaria mercenaria
Lineage: Eukaryota; Metazoa; Mollusca; Bivalvia; Venerida; Veneridae
Product: monocarboxylate transporter 13-like
Exons: 6
Coding region: 698-1624 (308 amino acids)
Biological process (GO): transmembrane transport
Molecular function (GO): transmembrane transporter activity
Source: RefSeq, a predicted model, not a curated record
UCGAAAUCGGGGACAGUAGACAUAGUAUGUGCAUUUAUUAAACGAGAUAUAUCAUUCAAUGCAACGAACUAGUUUACUAUGCGUUUGUGGGAAUGUAUUGCGCUGAUAAAAUUUAACAGACUUGCAAAAAGAAAUGAAAAAACUCCAUGAUUAAAUCAAUGGAACGACAGAAAGACAUAGACCGGGGAUGGGCAUGGUUAGUGAUGAUGUCAUCAUAUAUUGGGAUGAUUAUAUACUGCAUACCUUUAUUCAUGAGUGGAGUCUUGUACAUAACCCUCCUCGAGAAGUUUAACGAAGGUGAAGCAAAAACUUCACUAAUAGGCGCAAUCAGCUCAGGAUUACUGUUUUGCAGCUCCUUUAGGUGGAGUCAUUAAUAAUCGAUAUAGCUGUCGAGUUUCCAUCGUACUUGGUGGCGCCCUAAAGACUACUGGCUCUGCCGCAAGUGCUUUUGUACCAAGUCUCGACUGGAUGCUUGUUACUGCCGGCAUGUUUGUCGGUUUUGGGUUUGCAAUUUCUUCUUCCGGACUGAUUUGUGUCGUAGGAUUCUACUUCGAAAAAUGGCGGGAUACUGUCAUCUCAUGCGCCUUUCUCACAGUUGGUCUUGCAAUGUUUAUUUCUGCACCGUUUGGGAUAUUUUUUGGUGACAGAAUACGGACUAAGUGCAACAUUUUUAAUUUUGGCAUGUAUUCAAGCUCAGAUGUGUGUUUGUGGAAUGAUAAGUAAACCAUCUUCUAUUGAAAAAGAAGUACACGGACAAAAGAAAAGAGAUAGAAAAUUUGCGGGAGAGUCUACAUCGAAAACAUGUUUAGAUGUAACACUGAUGAGAAAUUGUCCCUAUGCAUGUUUUUUGUUAAGUAUAUCGACAUGGAACUUUAGCCUUUGUGUCGCGAUAAUGCAUCUCCCGAACUAUGUCUCAACUCUUGGUGGGAGUAAUCGUGACAUUGGACUACUUAUGACGUCAUUCUCCAUAGCAAAUACGAUUGGCCGUUUACUUGGAUCAUUAACAAUUUCGAAAAUUCGCAAUAAAUGCUUAUACGGAGUUCUUGGAUUGACUGGGGUAAUAACUUCACUAUUCGUAUUCUACUCGGAUUUUACGGGUGGAACUUACAUUUUUGCGAUUCAGUUAGGAAUGUUUAUCGGCUGGCCUAACUCGAUGAUGACACCACUUUCACUGAGAUUUGUAGGUGUUCAUAAGCUCUCGGAGGCGUACGGAUUAGCCUAUAUUUUCUGUGGUCUCGGUGGAUCAACAGGACCAGUUCUAAUUGGUUACUUGUGUGUGGUUACUGGAUCGUACACAUACAGUUUUGUUGUAGCAGGUGUUGUUCUUUGUUUUGGGUGUUUAUUUGGCGUAUGUUCCAUUUGCUGUAAACAUGAUUCGACUACUGUCGAUGAAACAAAAGAACUGGUUAUCAUACCAAAGGAUGGUCAUGUUGUUGAAAAGUCAUUUCAGCUCGAGGAUGACUCAAAGAUGAAGGUUAUAGUGACAGAAUCUGACAAUUUAUUUGAUUCUUAUUCUGGUCGGGAUUUUCAUAAAGAAAGUGCCAGAAGAAAUGCAACAUGUGUACAGCGACAAGGCCUUGCUGGAGAGGAGGCUGAUAAACUAUUAAUGGGUGAUAUACGAUAGAUCAGAAGUAUUUGUCUUGGCUUUUAUUUAAGAUAUUUUGGAAUUUAUAUGAUCAUUCAAUAUACUCUCAUAUACUCACCAAAUGGUAUAUAUCAUUAAAUUUUAAAUCAAAUAAUGAUGAAGAUUAUAAUACACCCAUUUCUCUCAUCUGACCCUAUUUAGAAAUGUCAUGAUACUGUAGCUGAUCCAAACCAAACUGCGUGUUGGUUUUAACAUUUCUGGUUCUUUUGAGCAGAAACAAGGCAUCCCACAGGGUAAUUUCUAUUUUACAAGUUUUUAGCUCACCUGAGCAAUGCUCAUGUGAGUUUUUGUAAUCGCUCGAUGUCCGGCGUCUGUCUGUCUGUCAACAUUUAGCUUGUGCGAUAGAGGCUGUAUUUUUUAAAUGAUCUUCAUGAAUUUUGGUCAGAAUAAUAACCUUGAUGAAAUCUAGGCCAAGUUCGAAAAUGGGUUAUCUGAGAUCAAAAACUAGGUCACUAGAUCAAAUCAAAGAAAAACUUUGUGUAUGCAAUAGAGGCUGUAUUUUUUAAUUGAUCUUCAUGAAUUUUGGUCAGAAUGAUAACUUUGAUGAAAUCUACGCUAGUUUUGAAAAUGGGUUAUCUGGGAUCAAAAACUAGGUCACUAU